Grammomys surdaster is the source of this 861-nucleotide messenger RNA. It is a transcript of the gene Foxe3, whose product is annotated as forkhead box E3. NCBI's taxonomy places the organism in Eukaryota, Metazoa, Chordata, Mammalia, Rodentia, Muridae. The transcript has a single exon. The coding region runs from base 1 to 861 and encodes 286 amino acids. Gene Ontology annotation, biological process: cell differentiation; anatomical structure morphogenesis; regulation of transcription by RNA polymerase II. The record is from RefSeq and is a predicted model, not a curated record. Gene Ontology annotation, molecular function: RNA polymerase II cis-regulatory region sequence-specific DNA binding; DNA-binding transcription factor activity, RNA polymerase II-specific.
AUGGAUGCGCACGUCGCUUUCUCGGGCUUCCCAGCCCUGCCCUCGGUCUCGCCGUCGGGGCCGCAGCCGCUGCAGCUGGCGGGAGCCGAGCCGGGGCACGAACCCGAGGAAGUGGUGGGCGGUGGGGACGCCGAGCCCACGGCCGCGCCCGGCCCGGGCAGGCGACGCCGGCGGCCGCUACAGCGUGGAAAGCCUCCCUACUCGUACAUCGCGCUCAUCGCCAUGGCCCUGGCGCACGCUCCGGGCCGUCGUCUCACGCUGGCAGCCAUCUACCGCUUCAUUACCGAGCGCUUCGCCUUCUACCGCGACAGCCCGCGCAAGUGGCAGAACAGCAUCCGCCACAACCUCACCCUCAACGACUGCUUCGUCAAGGUGCCGCGCGAGCCGGGCAAUCCGGGUAAGGGCAACUACUGGACGCUCGAUCCCGCGGCCGCCGACAUGUUCGACAACGGCAGCUUCCUGCGGCGCCGCAAGCGCUUCAAGCGCGCCGAACUGCCCGCGCCGCCGCCGCCGCCCUUCCCCUACACACCCUUCCCGUCCGCGCCCGCACCCGCUCCAGCACCGCCCGCGCGCCUCUUCCGCCUGGACAGCCUGCUGGGCUUGCAGCCCGAGCCGCCGGGACCCGUAGCGCCCGAGCCGCCCUGCUGCGCCGCGCCCGACGCCGCCUUCCCGCCCUGCGCCGCCGCAACCUCGCCGCCGCUCUACUCGCCCGCGCCCGAGCGCCUGGGGCUGCCCGCGCCGCUGCCCGCCGAGCCUCUCCUGGCUUUGGCGGGAUCGGCCGGUGCGCUCGGGCCGCUCGGCGCCGGGGAAGCCUACCUGAGACAGCCGGGCUUCGCGCCGGGGCUGGAGCGCUACCUGUGA